Molecule: messenger RNA, 1604 nt
Organism: Antechinus flavipes (yellow-footed antechinus)
Lineage: Eukaryota; Metazoa; Chordata; Mammalia; Dasyuromorphia; Dasyuridae
Gene: C1QTNF8
Product: C1q and TNF related 8
Exons: 2
Coding region: 18-758 (246 amino acids)
Molecular function (GO): protein binding
Source: RefSeq, a predicted model, not a curated record
UGGGGGUCUUCCUCUUUAUGCUGUUGGUUUUGGUGAUACAUGCUGCGGCCUGGCCAGACCUGGGCCAAUCCAAACAGAGUGUCCAGAAGUGUGUCCGAUGCUGCAGCCCCACAGGAACUCCCGCUGCUGCCCCUUCCAGUAGGAUGAGUAACUAUCCCUCAUGGGUGAUGCCCCGGCUGCAACCCACUAUUGACAUCACCAUUCUUAAAGGUGAGAAAGGUGAAUCGGGAGAAAAAGGACAAUCUGGAGUGAGUGGGAAGGAAGGGAUACCUGGCCAGCGAGGGUACCGAGGACGGAAAGGCCAGAAGGGACAAAUAGGCCUGCCAGGAAAUUCCUGCAAGCAUGUCUAUGAAGCCUUCUCAGUGGGACGGAAAAAGGUCCUUCACAGCUCUGACUACUUUCAAGAUGUCACAUUUGACACAGAAUUUGUGAAUCUUUACAAGCAUUUUAACAUGUUCACGGGUCGGUUUUCCUGUUAUGUGGCUGGUAUCUACUUCUUCAACCUGAACGUGCACACGUGGAACUUCAAGGAGACUUAUCUGCACCUGAUGAGGAAUGACCAGGAAGCAGCUAUUCUGUACACCCAGCCCAGUGACCGGAGCAUCAUGCAAAGCCAGAGCCUCAUGCUAGACCUGGAGGAGGGAGAUGAGGUCUGGGUACGGAUGUUCAAGCGAGAACGAGAGAAUGCUAUCUACAGUGAGGAGUCUGACAUCUACAUUACCUUCAACGGCCACCUGAUUAAAGCUGCUGAAGACUAACUGCCUGUUUUUCAACUCCCCUAAGACCCAAAGUCAGGAAUACAAGUACCAAGUGCAGGCUGUGGUGAGACAUUGGGGAAUAGCUGAGCCAAGUGGACCACACAUCCCAUGUCAAGGGAAAUUAUCUAAAAAUCUAGGGCCUGUAGAGACAGAUGAGCCAAAUGCAGUAUCCAUCCCACAUUCAGGGACAUUAUCUAAUCAGGUAGCAGGCUGGGGGUGAGGGGAUUGAAUGGAUGGCUUCCCAUGUUGUAGACAUGAGACUGAGAUAGAUUCCUACCUCACAGGUUAAGUGAGCCAGGCAACUUUUAUCAAAGGUAUGGUGUGAGGUGCUAUAUUGUCCCCUUCCUGGACAAAAUUAAUUGGAAUGAAAUUGGAUGCACUUUGGUACUAAAUGACUUGAGUUGUCUACAUAGACACAGUUUGGCAGAUGACUAUCCACCUUUACCUUUUACUUUGUGCUAUAUAGACCAAGGUCUACAAUCCUCAGAAGAGUGCUUUUUUCAAAAUUCCGACACAGAUAGUUCAUUCAAUUUGUCCAUCUGUCUGUCUCUCUCUCUCUCUACAUAUACAUAUAUACACAAACAUAUGGAAAACACCAUUUUCAGGAGUUCAUUCACUUUAAGAUCUUAUUAGGAUCAGCGUCACAUUUGCAACAAUGGCCUAAUUGAAACUUAACUUUUCAUGCCUAGGAGUCUUGUCCUCCUUGACUAGACUGUCAGCUUCUUCAUCACAGGUCACCUGCUCCAUUUCUCAGUGCCCUCCUUUACUGGAUGGUGACUUUUAUUCUCUGCUAUUCUCUUACUGUGUAAUCACUUAAGGAUUAUAAUAAAGGAAGUGUUUAAAACA